Messenger RNA from Morone saxatilis (striped sea-bass), 4470 nucleotides. RefSeq names its product PDZ domain-containing RING finger protein 4-like. The coding region runs from base 276 to 2564 and encodes 762 amino acids. The transcript is spliced from 8 exons. The record is from RefSeq and is a predicted model, not a curated record. Gene Ontology annotation, molecular function: protein binding. Lineage: Eukaryota; Metazoa; Chordata; Actinopteri; Moronidae.
GACACACCGGCUGAUGCUGCUACUUGUACCACUGCUGAAGCUUCUGCUACACUGUUCACAUCUGAACCUUCAUCUGUUAGACUCAACUGGAGCUUUCUGUUCCUUUUGACCUGGGGUUGUGCAUGAGGUUUAUGUGUGAAUGGGAUGUCUGAAAGAGAUGCCUGCUAAAGAGUGACUGAUGAGAACCAGCGCUCCGGUGUGGAGGGUGACCCCCUGUGUCCGUACCACCACUACUCGGGGAGAAUUGGACGCCUGGCGUUUCCACGACGACUAUAAUGGGCUGCAAUCUGUGCACUUUACAGAAGCGAGAGGAACACUACAAGCUGCUGUAUGAGAUUGCACAGGUGAAUGGGAAGGAGUUGUCCAAGUCCAGCCAUGAGGAGACUGUGGAGGCCUUUCGCGCUGCCAAGGACCCCGUCGUGGUGCAGGUCAUCAGGCGGACCCCCAGCGGCCGCCCCCACGGCCCCCCUCAGGAAAUCCAUGUGGUGGACGAGUGUACUCAGACCGACAUCACCUUUGAACACAUCAUGGCGCUGGCAAAGCUCCGGCCGUCAACCCCUCCUGUGCCUGACGUCUGUCCCUUCCUGCUCUCUGACAGCUGUCACUCUCUUCAUACAAUGGACCAGGAUUACUAUGAAGGGACAGACUACCUCUCCCCUGUUCCAGCUGAUGGAGAGAGGACAGAGGAGUUUGAGUAUGAGGAAGUGGAGUUGUGUCGACUCAACAGCCAAGAGAAGUUGGGGCUAACUCUGUGCUACAGAACAGAUGAAGAGGAGGAUGUGGCCAUCUAUGUUAGUGAGAUCAGUCCAAACAGCCUCGCUGCCAGAGAUGGAAGGAUCCGGGAGGGGGAUCGCAUUUUACAGAUUAAUGGCCAAGAUGUACAAGACAGAGAGGAAGCCAUGGCUGCGCUCUCCAGUGAUGAGUGUAGGAACAUCGUGCUGCUGGUUGCCAGACCUGAGAUGCAGCUGGAGGAGGCCUGGCUGGAUGAUGAGCACAGUGAGUUCCUGGAGCAGCUGAAGAUGGAAAUGUUGGAGGAGCAACAGAGAGAGGAGAUGGAAUUGGCUGCCUUACAGGAGGAGCAGGAGUAUGAGCAGAGAGCAGAAGAUGAGCCCACCUGCUCCACGCUACCUCAUCAUAAGGAUAGUGUACUGAGUAUAAGAGACAGAAUGGAAAGCUCAGAGCAUAAUGUCCUGGCACACAUCCAGAGACGUCUGUCCCAGUGCCUAAGAGACAAUCGGGACACACACCGUACCACCAGCUCCACAAGGCUGGAGGACAAAGAGGAUGAGGACGAUGAUGACACUGAGGGUGAUCGUUUCCAACAGCUCUUGGAACUGAAGUGUCAGAUACGUAACAGCGGUGAGUACGACCUGUUCUACAGCCGCCGCAGCACCAUCGAGUGCAGCAUGGGGGAGCAGGGCGGCAUGCAGCAUGAGCUACGUAUGCUUAACGAGGAGCUGCGCAGCAUCGAGCUCGAAUGUCAGAACAUCAUGCAGGCCCAUAACCUUCGGAAGGGCCAACAGUCUCCCUCCUCGGGUCGCUCUGCACCCUCAACCAAAAACCAAAGCUUCCAUCAGAGUGAGCAGACAAAGGGUAAGCUGGCUGACAUUAAUGAGAGGCUGGAGAAAUCGGACAAGGACAGCUCCAGUGCCUAUAACACAGCAGAGAGCUCACGGAGCACCCCUCUGGCAAUGGAUCGUUCCCCAGAGCAUUCACUCCAGAGGAUGGUUAGUCUCACCAACCAGAGGAACCUUUGUGGUGGCCUUGCCACUGGCCCUUCUCUAAGCCCAAGCCCCGUCCCAGCAUGCCGUGCUCCAGCACCAGGCAAAAGCAGCAGCCCUGACCACAGCAAUCCCUCUGAGUCGAAUCAGACUCCUCAAGCUGAGGAGGAGAUCGGUGGGAAAUUAAAGCCACGUGCUUCUCAGAUUCCUUACUUCUCUCCAUCCCACAGUUCCCAGCAGAGGCAGGUCAACAUCCCAGCUCAUGCCCGCCACUACCAGAGCUACAUGCAGCUGAUCCAGCAGCGCUCAGCUGUGGAGUAUGCUCAAAGCCAGCUCAGCCUCCUCAGUGUCUGCAAAGAGCCUCAGAGGCCCAUUAAUGAGCCCAAGAUGGAGUGGAAGGUCAAGAUCCGCAGCGACGGCACACGCUACAUCACAAAGAGGCCUGUGAGAGACAAGAUCCUGAGGGAGCGAGCCCUAAAGAUUAAAGAAGAGCGCAGCGGGGGAAUGACAACGGAUGAUGAUGCAAUGAGUGAAAUGAAGAUGGGGAGGUACUGGAGUAAAGAGGAAAGAAAGCAGCACCUGGUCAGAGCAAAAGAACAGAGGAAAAGACGAGAGUUCAUGCAGCGCAGUCGGCUGGAAAGUUUGAAGGAGAACCCUCAGAGCAGCAGCGAGGGUCGCAAGGAAGUCAGCAUUAUAGAGCUCAGCCACAAGAAGAUGAUGAAGAAACGCAACAAGAAGAUCCUGGACAACUGGAUGACCAUCCAGGAGCUGAUGACUCACGGCACUAAGGCCCCUGAGGGAGCCAAGGUGCACAACGCCUUCCUAUCAGUCACUACUGUAUAAAAACACACACACUCUCUACCCCAUGCGGUAUAAUAUACUUGCCUCGUUCAAUGUGGCGUUUUUAUGAGGACAAUAGGAAUAUUUUUCACAGUUUGUAACCCAAAAAAGCAUUUUGUAAAGAAUUUAUCAGUGGUAUCAUGACAUUUUCUUCAUGUUCUUUAAGUAUUUUUUUUUUCACAUCAGUCUACGGGAAAAGCAUUUUUUUCUAGGAAAUUAUGACUAUAUAAUUAUUUUAUUACUUCGCUCUAAACAUGUUUAUCUUUUCAAUUAUAUUUUCAUAUUUAUGUUGUAACCAUAUAACUCAAAAAAGUUGUAUGAGCAUCUUAAGAAAUGUUAAUUAUUUUCUUUGUUGUCUUAUGUACGCUUGCUGGUUGCAACACACAGUGCAUCAGUGGGUGUCCUACCUUUCACUUACUGUUUUAAUGCUCCUUUAAUAAACAGAUCUCAUUAUCCUUUAAAGCUGAAAUAAAUUACUCUCUCAAUGUUGUCAAACGUAAUUGAAAUUACGGUUCAGACUAUUGGUGCAUAGACUUAGACUAGAAGUCCAGCUAGUCAAAGUCCACCAUACAAGUAUCCUAAAAUGAUCAUAGUUUAAGUCAGUUUAAAAAACAGUUAAAAGGAGGUACAAUUUUCAGCUUUAAAUGGACAUAGAUAUCACACAUUCCAAACAUAGUACUGUAUAACUGGCUCCUAAUGAAAUAUAGAGUAUAACUACAGCAAGAAUGUCUUUUAUCCCAAAUUUGAUGAAUUGGAAAUAAAUCCAAUGAGCUGAACGGGAAAAACUGCCUUCAAACUCAUAAUGUUUCACCUCAAAAUGUGGUAUCUGGUAAUCUGGGGGGUUGGUUGAGGUUUUAGAUGACUGAACAUCGUAAAUUGUUAAUAUGAGCAGAAGUUUCUGGUCAACAAAUAACUUUUGCUAAUAUCAUUUUUAUCAUCAGCAAUUUUGUAAAAGCAUCUUUUGAAAGUUUGAUACCUCAUGUUCCAGUGAAAUUCUGCAUAUGUUGUUUCUUUUAUUUCUGAACUAAAGCCACUUUCUUACAAAGCAACAAACUAGGAGAUAGUUAAGCUGCUACACUGAACGGAAAAACAACUUUGUGGACAAAGUAUGUAUGUACUAUAUAUUGUACUUCUAAAAUAGUUCGAGAUUUUUUUGGUGUAAGGGUACACAGAAAUCCAGUCCACGAUAUUCUGACUCAUUGCCAGUGCUGCAGCUUUGUUUGUAUGGUUUGCAGCUUUGGAUAAAAAUAUUUUGUAUUCAGUUUUAUUUUGCUUAAGUUUUUUUCUACAUAUUCAACAACAGAUGGACCUGCGCAUAGCUUUCACAUACCAGCAUUUUUACAUAAUUUUUACUCUCCACCUACACCUUUUACUCAGCAUAGCCUUAACAGCAAAAACUGAAUCAAUGAUGCAUUUGUGUGGCAAACUGACUUCAUGCACAGACAAACUGUCUCUGGAUAUCUCCGUGCAAGAGAGAGGUAUUAUUCAGCCUUAUUCAUUCAUUGUAUAAUUUGAGUUUUUAGUAACAGGAAAAAUUCAUAGAAAUUGUAUAGUCAUUACUGAAUUAUGUUUGCAGUCACAUUAAACUUGUGUUGGGAUGAUUGCCACUGAGCAGGACUCAGAACACAGCAUAUUAGAUCAAAAAAACUAAAGUGGUGAAAUGAAUGGGUUGCCAUUUAUCAAGCAGACUUUAUAGUUCAGUUACGUGUACAGUAUACUCAUUCCAAAUGCCUCAUUUUUAACUGAAAUAUUGUAAAUUUUAAAUCAAUCCCUGUAUUUGUUUGGAGUCAAUGUCAAUGGUCUACUUUCAAGUAAUGCGUAGUUGGCACAUUUGUAGCCAGGUAAAAUGUGUGAUAAUGAUGAUCUUUGCAAAAGAAAUGAUAAUAAAUUAUUGGUUUUUGGUAUAACA